This is a messenger RNA of Fulmarus glacialis (Northern fulmar), 1074 nucleotides long. It is a transcript of the gene HMGN1, whose product is annotated as high mobility group nucleosome binding domain 1. Gene Ontology annotation, biological process: chromatin organization. Lineage: Eukaryota; Metazoa; Chordata; Aves; Procellariiformes; Procellariidae. The annotation marks the transcript as partial. Gene Ontology annotation, molecular function: nucleosomal DNA binding. The transcript is spliced from 3 exons. The record is from RefSeq and is a predicted model, not a curated record. Gene Ontology annotation, cellular component: nucleus; chromatin.
AAACCUGCUCCUGCCAAAGCAGAGCCGAAACCAAAAAAGUUAGCGGCAAAGGAUAAAUCUGACGACAAGAAAGUUCAGUCAAAGGGGAAAAAGGGGCCUAAAGGAAAACAGGCAGAAGAGACAAACCAAGAACAGACAAAGGACAACCUGCCUGCAGAAAAUGGGGAAGCUAAAAGUGAGGAGACUCCAGCAUCUGACGCAGCAGUAGAGAAAGAAGCGAAGUCUGAGUAACAUCUGGUACCAAGUCUUUAAUUGGUGGUCCUUAGACCUUUCUUCUUGUACAAUUCAGAGGAAUAUUUUUAUCAACUAUUUUGUAAAUGCAAGUUUUUUAGUAGUUCUAGAAAACACAUUUUUAAAAAGGAGAGAAUCCCGACUCAACCCUUUUUUUUACAUAUUUAGAUAAGUGUAAAUGCUUUUUUUAAGUGGUAAAAUCAUGUACUGGUUGUCUGUUUUCUAUGAAACCAGAAAUUAAUGGCAUGUUACAUUAAGGAGAGGGCUUUGAAGCCUUGAGGCUUCACGUUCCGAAGACUGUGAGGGACAGUUUUUCUAUCCUAUUAAAUGAAGCAUAACACAGAUCAGACUUUGGAAUUCAUAAUGGUAUGUUGAGAAUGUCUUAACAUUUUAGUUAUUUAUCUUUAUCUAUGGUUGUACCAUCAGUAGAAUUGCUUAUCUAAUAAAACUGCUCCCUAGUGUUGGAGUUCUUGCUGAGUGAUGUAUAUCUGUGACGAAGUUAUUUUUGGUAGUUGCGGCUUUAUUUUUUCCAACAACUUUGUAGCUGCGAUGCGAAAGAUCGGAAGCUUUUAUUAGAUCUUUAAAUACUGACUAAGUAAAAGUUUCUGCUUGGCAGACGUAACUUACUAUGUCAGCAUUCGAGACACUGGAACUUCACAUCUGGUUUUGAAGGACGGCUUGUCUACAAAGAUCAAAUGAAAAAUAUUUGAAACAGUCUUAGGAAAAAAGCAGAAGAAAUAGUUUUUAGAUUUAAAAAACUAUGUGAAUAAAAACAAUUGUAAAAUUGUUCAUAGUGUCUGUGAUCACCAAACAAAAGCCAAAUAAAUCUUGAUUAUGAAAGGA